UUAGUCAUAAAUAAUGCUCGGAUUAGCCGCACAACGAAAAUCAAAUGGGAAAGUCGCCGUAGUCUCUCCAACAGAUGGAAUCGAGUUCGAUGUUAACGAAGAUAUUCUGAACAUCCACAUGAUCUUUCUGGGAGACUUUUGCCAAAUCAAUGUUGAGAAUAAUAUUCCGAUUUCUUAUUCAAAAGUGGAAGAUGCGUUCAGGUCUUUAAAAACUGAAGUGAGAACAGAUACUGUUGAGGUAUCCGGUGACACAGGAGUUCUAACUAGUGGACUUGCUCCAUUUUAUAAAACGAAAGAAUUUGGAGAUGUUGCUUGUAAAGGCCAGGCUCCAGGAGAGGCUGGAACAAACCAUAAUAUUAUUGUGUCUAGAUUGCCAGAGGAACAACGUAUCGGUCUAUACUCGAAGUUCGUUUGGCAAGGAUUAUCGGAUGGAAAAAUAGAAGUGAUCUCCAAAACGGCGGGUGUUCUAACUGAAAGAAAAGAGAAUAAAUCGAAUGCAAAAAAAUCUGAAGCAAAAUCGAAAGAAGAAUACACAAAAUAUAUUAUCGGAGUUGUUACUGGAAAAAAUCAACGAAAUAACGCAGUUUUCGUUACUUGCAACCUCACAUAUCCAGGAACCGACGGAAUAAUCGAAAAGAGUCAACUACAAAUUGGUGAUUGGGUUGAAAUUCGGUUUACGAAAAAAGAUUUCGUAAAAUACUUUCCAUCAAAUCCAACUGCAGAUACACCGAGAUUCAAUGUGAAACAUUUCGAAAAAAUUGAAAAAAUCGAAAAUUACUCUGUAACAUGGGCCGGCAACGGACCACAAGUGAAAAUCAGAAACUUUCAAUUUCCGGCUGGACACGUUCAAGGACAAUCUGUCGAGGAUAGAUUCCUGGGAACUAUUGCAAUUAGCAAAAAAAUUGUUACCAGUGAAUCUAAAGUCGAUGUAUUGAUCAAGCACCGAAAAUUGUUCCAAGCCGGUGACGGAAAACAAGCGACUUGGUUUUUCAAAAAUGUCAUAAAAUCUGAAAAAGAUUCGGAGGAUUCGGGGGAUUCGGAGAAUGAAAAUAGUUCAUCUACGGAUUCUCGUCCAUCAAAACCAAAGAAAAAUGUAGAAAAUAAGAAGUCAGAAGAAAAAAUUAAUAAUUCAAGCGAAAAAAAGGAAUAUUCAUCCAAUGUACCAAAAAUCAACUAUUCACAUCUACCUGAACCUUCUCCAAUGAACUGGCAAAUGGGACCACCAGGAAUCAUGCAUCCAAUGAGACCAAUUGGACAUUUUGGAGCAAUUCCCAAUCCACUUAUGUAUUCAAUGCCGUAUAUGUCAAAUAUGGCAAUUCCUCCACAAAUGAUGAAUCGUCAGCCAGUUCCAACGAAUAAUUCUGAACCGGUGAUUCAUAAAAAAGGAUUCAAACCAUUGAUUUCUACGGAGAAUCCACUUGUUCUGAAAAGAGCUGUGAUCACCUCGUUGAAACCGAAUAACGGAAAACAUUUGUAUGGAAAGGAAAAGAUUGCGUUUUUGUGGCUUCUCGAUGAUCACAAGCAAUCAGUCUAUUAUGUCUCUAAGAAUGAUGGCAUUGAGCCAGGCCACUUCUUCAAUGGUCUUUUUGCAUCUAAUGGUGACAAAUGGGAAUGUAAGAAAUACGUGAAACCACUUGGAAAACUCAUGGACGGAAUUGUAUCGAAUGAUUCGAUUGAGCUGCAACUAAUUGUUGAGACAUACUUUCCACAGUCUGGAGAACGUCUGAAUCCCGAGACAUAUCAUAGUUUCAUUGGAAAAAUUGUAGACAAAUUCAAUAAACUUCCAGAAGAUUGCUCAAGAGGAGUGAAAAUUAGCAUCAAAAUGUGGAAUAUCGUGGAGCGAAAUGAAUGGUGUUGGAUUGUUUCGAAAGUGUUUCAGUCGAAACACAUCCAACUUCUCACUGAAUUCCACCAAGCAUGGAAUGCUCCAGGAAUUCGUAAAUUGAUCAAGCUAAAGUGUUUGUCAUUAUUUGUAACAGUUUGUGAACUUUUCGACACAGUCCAGGAUGGAAAAAUGACUCAUGCAAGGAAUCAGUUGAGCAAUGGAAGAGCUUCGGCGGAAACUGAUAAUAAAGACGAUGGGAAACGCUUUGGAUGGGUCACUUGUCAUGACGGAGACUUCAUUAGAAUGGUGGUUUUCCCUCGAAUUGAAGGACAAAAGAUGAGCGAUAUGAAGAAGAAUAUAACGGAUAAAAAUGUCUUCAAAAAUGUUGAAAAAAUGGAAUCUCGCCACCUCUAUGAAGUGAUUCUCGAUAAAGAUGGAAAAGUCGUCGAAUUGUUCGAUUGUCCACAGUACUUUACAUCUAAUUCCAAGGGGGAGGUGGAAUUUAAAGUGAUUUGCAGCGAUGAAUGUCUUCUUACAAAAAAUGUUGGUCUCAUGGAGCCAAUUGGUGCACCAAAAUGGAUCGGAAAACUGAUGUUGUGCACAGAAGAUCGUCCAAUUCCGAAAAAGAAGAUUCUAAUGAAUGCGACGUUCAAACUUCUUGAAGAUGAUGAUCUUUUCGUUGACGAGGAUCUUGUUCGUGAGGAAAGCGUGUGCUUCGUCAAUAUUGGACGCGGUGAGAAAAUGGAAAAUCAAGACAUCGACGAAGUCUUUAAAAUAGAGAAGAAUGACUCGGAUCGACAAGUGAACAACUUGUUCCGCACAAAAUUGACGUGCAUGCCAAGCGAGACCAUUUAUUCGCAGUUCGUUCAAGUGUGCAAAAUUUUGAGCAACGAAGAUAUCGUUGAUGAAAUGAACAAAAGAAAUAUCGAUACGGAUUUGCUGAUCAAGCUUCAAUCGUCUUCACGUUGAGUAUGAAGCUUUUACAAAACUCGAAAUGGAAUGUUUUGAACGAAUUUCCAAACAUUUUAAAUUAUGUUUUUUGUAUUUUAAACGUGUAAUUUUACAAUGCAUCCGAAAUAAAAAGUGCGAAAUAGUUUU
Molecule: messenger RNA, 2923 nt
Organism: Caenorhabditis elegans
Lineage: Eukaryota; Metazoa; Nematoda; Chromadorea; Rhabditida; Rhabditidae
Exons: 11
Coding region: 14-2794 (926 amino acids)
Source: RefSeq, marked reviewed